UGUCAGAGCAGGUCACCAGAAGCAAGAUGACGACAUACACAGAUAAAGGCGAAAAGCAUGAGCAGGGCAGGUUCCUCUGCUUCGACCACCUUACAUUCUGGGUAGGAAAUGCAAAACAGGCUGCAUCAUAUUACUGUAACAAGCUGGGGUUUGAGCCUUUGGCUUACCAGGGUUUGGAGACAGGAAGUCGUGAUGUGGCGUCCCAUGUGGUCAAACAAGGCAAGAUCAUGUAUGUGUUCUCAUCGGCCAUCAAUCCUGGAAACAAAGAGAUGGGAGAUCAUUUAGUCAAACAUGGGGAUGGAGUGAAGGAUAUUGCAUUUACAGUGGAGAACUGUGACUUCCUGGUGCAGAAAGCCAGAGAGCGAGGUGCAGUUAUUGUAAAAGAGCCCUUCACUCUGGAGGACAAGUUUGGUACAGUCAGGCUGGCCGUACUGCAAACGUAUGGUGACACCACACACACGUUUGUGGAGAGGACAGGAUACACUGGGCUGUUUCUGCCGGGCUUCCACACGCCUCUAUUCAAGGACCCAUCAUUAUCCAAACUACCAAGUGGAAAGCUGAACUUCAUCGAUCACGUUGUGGGAAACCAGCCGGAUGAUGAGAUGGUCCCAGUGGUGGACUGGUAUCAAAGAAACCUUCUCUUCCACCGCUUCUGGUCAGUGGAUGACAAGCAGCUUCAGACACAGUUUAGUGCCCUGCGCUCCAUUGUUGUGACAAACCACGAGGAGACUGUGAAGAUGCCCAUCAACGAGCCUGCCAUGGGGAAGAGAAAGUCUCAAAUCCAGGAGUAUGUGGAGUACUAUGGGGGUCCAGGAGUGCAGCAUAUAGCCAUGAACACAUCAGAUAUCAUCACUGCAAUUCGUAACCUAAAGGAGCGUGGGACAGAGUUUAUGUGUGUGCCAGAUACCUACUACGACCAGCUGAGGGAGAACUUGAAACACUCAAAGGUCAAAAUCUCAGAAGACCUGGAUGUUCUGCAGGAGCUGAAGAUCUUGGUGGACCAUGACGACAACGGCUAUUUACUUCAGAUCUUCACCAAGCCCGUUCAGGAUCGUCCCACUGUGUUUUUGGAAGUCAUUCAGAGACAUAACCACCAGGGCUUUGGUGCAGGAAACUUCAAGUCUCUUUUUGAAGCCAUUGAAGCAGACCAACAUGCUCGAGGAAAUCUGACUGUUCUGACACCAAACGGAGUUUCAAAGAACGUGUGACCUCAGCGUUAUAAUACAGUCUCAAUAAUCACUUUACCAUGAAGACACUUUCUGUUGAGGGUCCUGUUUACUUUUGAAGAGUAUUAUACUAAUAAUGUCCUCGAUAUAUACAAUAAAAAUGGACAGAGCCUGUUUAUUAGUUGUUAUUCUUUAAUUUUUUGUGACUUGCAUGUUUUAUGACAAUGUAACAUUUAUUUUGAGUCAAAAAGUUCUUCAUUGUAACCUCUCCAGAUGUAAAUGAAAGAUCACCUCAUGAGUUUAUAUCCAGGAAGAGUCCAUCACAACUUAAUAAUAAGGCAACGCUUUC
Centropristis striata (black sea bass) is the source of this 1515-nucleotide messenger RNA. RefSeq names its product 4-hydroxyphenylpyruvate dioxygenase b (gene hpdb). The transcript has 14 exons. Gene Ontology annotation, cellular component: Golgi membrane; endoplasmic reticulum membrane. Gene Ontology annotation, molecular function: 4-hydroxyphenylpyruvate dioxygenase activity. Gene Ontology annotation, biological process: L-tyrosine catabolic process. The record is from RefSeq and is a predicted model, not a curated record. NCBI's taxonomy places the organism in Eukaryota, Metazoa, Chordata, Actinopteri, Perciformes, Serranidae. The coding region runs from base 27 to 1208 and encodes 393 amino acids.